AUGCGUCAACUGACUGAAGAAGAAACGAGAACGCUAUUCAGCAAGCUUGCUCACUACACGGGGCGAUCGCUGAACAACCUCAUCGCACCCCCCACCGAAGAGGGACCUACCGGCGAACAACAUGUCUUCCGUCUCCAGGGAAGCCGUGUUUUCUACAUGCCCCUGAAGCUCGCAAAUCUUUCGGUCUCGAUCCCUCGUGAAAAUCUGCUGUCUAUGGGAACAAUGAUUGGAAAAUUCACCAAGACUGGCAAGUUCCGUCUGGCCCUCACUUGCCUGGAUGUGAUCUCGCCCCACGCCCGUUAUAAGGUUUGGAUCAAGUCCAACGGUGUCAUGCCCUAUCUGUACGGAGGAAACGUCCUCAAGGCCCAUGUGCACAGAUGGUCCGAGGAUCUGCCAGAGCACGCCGGUGUGCUAGUGUUCGAUGAUAGCGACAACUGUCUUGGUUUCGGUGUCACUGCGCGGUCUUCCGCUGAGGCAAAAAAGCUGGACCCAACAGGUAUUGUUGUGUUCAGACAAGCCGACGUGGGAGAAUAUCUCCGUGAGGAGGACUCAUUGUUCACGACCUAA
Molecule: messenger RNA, 567 nt
Organism: Penicillium arizonense
Lineage: Eukaryota; Fungi; Ascomycota; Eurotiomycetes; Eurotiales; Aspergillaceae
Product: ribosome biosynthesis protein NIP7
Exons: 7
Coding region: 1-567 (188 amino acids)
Biological process (GO): ribosomal large subunit biogenesis; ribosome assembly
Cellular component (GO): nucleus; preribosome, large subunit precursor; nucleolus
Molecular function (GO): RNA binding
Source: RefSeq, a predicted model, not a curated record